AUGGUGUUCCUUCAAGCAGAAUUCGAAGAGCAGAACCAUUCUGGACACCUCGUGUUUAUGCUGGCAGUUAACCUGGCCGGCGGCAUCCACCUCCUCUACGGGGGAACGCCUGCACUGCACGACGUUCUGUUUAGGCAUUGCCACCAUCGGAGCCGAAUGCAAACCUGCCCGUAUGAUGAUAGAACACUCUCUUGUGCACGCAGAGCCAGGCUCCAAGAAGAAUGUCGGAACUCGGAACUUGGCGUUGAGGGCGCGAUGCUGAUCUGCUCGAUGGCCUAUAGCAGCGGUUCUUGUGGAGUUGCAAAAGAGUCAUUUUUGUCUGAUCUUUGA
Symbiodinium necroappetens is the source of this 330-nucleotide messenger RNA. The record is from the annotation of a GenBank genome assembly. Lineage: Eukaryota; Dinophyceae; Suessiales; Symbiodiniaceae.